AGUCCAAAUGGUCAGAACACCUCAGACAACAGUCGAGCCAUGUACUCAGCAAAGCACUCUGUAGUUCUGGCCCUGAUCCUCGUCCAGCUGGUGGGCCUCAUUCAAGGCGGAACCUACAGCUAUGAGGACACGUGGGUCUACAUGUAUUCAACUAUGGACUUCCCCGACAACGCUGUACUCGGAGGCUUCGAUUCCGACGGUUACUACAACUAUGUGGGUCGUGUGUCCUACAGCAGCAACGUCCUUCCUGCCCGAGUGAUUCCAGAGCUGACCAAAGCCACCUACAACACGGACACCGUUGGGUACCAGACCAGCGCCUAUGAGGUGCUCGUGUCCAACGCCACCGUCAGCUACCAUUGGAAGCGCAGCUUCGACGGCUACCUGGAAAAAAACGCCGUGACAGUGGGAACCAACUCCUUAGGCGACCGUGUCUACAUCUGUCGCUUCCGGGCUGACGAGGGACUCUAUAUUGGCACCCUCUACCUGGCCAACCGUGCCUGCAUCGUGAAGAACGGCGAGAAACCACUGAGGAAGGUCGACAAGUACGAGAUUUUGGUUAGGGAGCGCAAAGCUGCUGAGUUUAUGCCAUUUGGUGUGUAAAACAAAGCAGAAACGUUAUAAAACAAAAUUUAUUAAAUGCAAAUAAAAUC
Messenger RNA from Drosophila obscura, 650 nucleotides. RefSeq lists its product as uncharacterized. The transcript has a single exon. Lineage: Eukaryota; Metazoa; Arthropoda; Insecta; Diptera; Drosophilidae. The record is from RefSeq and is a predicted model, not a curated record. Bases 40 to 600 code for a protein of 186 amino acids.